Messenger RNA from Mytilinidion resinicola, 3527 nucleotides. RefSeq lists its product as uncharacterized. The transcript has 8 exons. The coding region runs from base 164 to 3403 and encodes 1079 amino acids. Lineage: Eukaryota; Fungi; Ascomycota; Dothideomycetes; Mytilinidiales; Mytilinidiaceae. Gene Ontology annotation, molecular function: protein binding. The record is from RefSeq and is a predicted model, not a curated record.
GCUUGCCUGGUUAGCGAGACCAGCCUCACCAUUUGCGGUACGAUGAAGAAUCAAAGUUAAAGGCUGAGAUCGAUAUCUGUUUCGUUCAUGGCGUUACAGGUGACUCUGAGUCAACCUGGACAGCACAGGAUCCCACGUCUGGACUUUUCCUCGGCCAAGGAUCAUGCUAUACAGUUAUGAUGCAAACGUCAGCAGUGUGUGCUGGUUGACUGAAAGAACACUGUAUCACCACGCAAGCCACUUGCUAUCCGAUCUUUCUGAAGCUCGUAAGGAAUGCAAAGAUCGGCCCCUUAUUUUUGUUGCGCACAGUCUGGGUGGACUACUGGUGAAAAGCGCUCUUAUCUUCAGUCGCAAUGCGGAUACACCUUCGUCGACUGACAACUCGUCUCCGACCGACAUAAGAACGAUAUAUGACGCCACGAUUGGGAUCGUGUCUUUUGGUACUCCGCAAACCUUUGCUGGCAAUGAGCCUAUAUCGGAUCUCAUUUCUGGCUUAUGUCGCCUGCCAGAAUACCUGUGGUCAAAUUGUUCCGCACGCAAGCCGAGAUAUGACGAUAUCGAUGACAUAUGUUCAGACGAAUCGGAGUGGAUACAAGAUCUGAAGUCAUUCCGCAGACGAUUAGAUGAGUACAAAACGAUUGCAGAGAGAAUCCCCGAAGUCUUCUGCUUCGAGUCGAGCCGCGUGGAAAAUAAGAUGGCCGUUCCACCGAAGCUCGGCUUUGUCAACAAACACUGCAAAGCGGUUUCUAUCAAGCGAAACCACCUUGAACUCGCCAAAUGUGCCGCCUUCGACCACCAUGAUUACAAGACUAUCUCUGAUUCUAUCUUGAAAUUUUACAACUGCCGAUUGGAAAGAAAAAAUAGUGACAUUUCCGAAGUCGCAGUAUCAACACCCGUCAGCGUUCGUGACCUUGGCUUUACUGUGAAACCACACUUACCACAGCGACCGCCUAAAUUUGUGUCAGGAGGGUCUGAACACACUCGUGAUGAUUAUCUUGAUAAGCUUGGGAAUCGAUUAUCAACCGAUCGAAUUGCUAUUAUUACGGGGCAGCCCGGAUAUGGCAAAACAACGCUAGCCCUCCAGUACGCAUACAGACAGUUAGAUCUUGAUCGAAAAGACCCUAAGAAACCAACCUCAAUAUUUUGGAUUAGCGCCGAAAGCAAACUGUCUCUUGAAGUCAGCUUCUUGUACAUCGCCUAUCAGCUCGACAAGCAUUACGACGGACAAUGGCCUGAUGAAACAGGCCACGACAAAGUGAUUCAUGCUAUGCGCAACGUUCGCUUGGACAAAAAUGGCCUUCCAAAGCGAGAUGAGGAUCGAGAUUUCACAAUUCACGCGGUAAUAGACUGGCUUUCUUACCCGGAGAAUAAGAAAUGGCUCCUCAUUUACGACGACGUUGAUGACGAGGAAGCUCCAUACUUCAAAAAGUUUCUCCCGCGAGCCUUUCAUCCUCCUAACAAACCAACGCGAGGUCAGAUUGUUUUGAUCACAAGGAGCGCGAACAAAAUAUCGCCUGAGCCCAGUAAAAACCACAUCGAGCUGGACAGGCCCCGACAAGAUUCCCGGGGGCAGAAUGAUACCCAAGGGCCCGACCGGCCAUUCAACGAUGCAAAUGCUGGGCAUGCAAAGGUUACCAAGACUGGGAUUUCCAGAAACUUCGUCAAACGAUCUAGUGCUUCAUUCUUUGGUCUCAAUCCACCAAAUAGCGGGCCUCCGAAAGCACUAAUACGCUCUCUCACUCAGCCAAUAGAAGUAAACAAAUUCAACCGCGAAGAAUCGAAGGCUUUGAUUGAAACACUAUCUAAGUCUCGUUCGGAAAGCGGUCCAGAGAGAGAACAAGCGAUCAACAACAUUGCAAACCAACUUUCGGAUGUUCCUCUGGACCUGUAUUAUGCAGGAACAUACCUUUCGUCAACAGAUGUCCCUGAAGUUGCCCAAAAUGAGCUUUCGAAUGUCGUUUUUGAAGAAUUUCCUGCAGAGCACGCUGAAUGGUUUAAUACAUGUGCCAUGUUGGGUCGGGACUCAAUACCGAUGUGCCUACAAUUCCAACCUCCCAUAAAACAGGACGAGCUUUUCUUGUGGGUGAAGUAUCUCCAAGCUCGGGGCUGGACAUUCUUGGAUCAAAUCUCCGAGUCAGUCGAGAGUCCUUGGGAUCGUCCGCGUAGCCUUGAGUCAUUCAGAAUACCUUCAGAUCGUCAGCGUCAGAGACGACAAUACUUGGGGGGCCAUGUUCUUGACCACGAAUACGCAAGCAAAGCAUGCAAUGCAGUUGCCGCCACGGUGAAAUAUCUACGAAUUACCAAAGAUGAGAAUCAAAUCACGCGCUCGGGGUACGAGCAACUGCUCAUCAGGCAUGUCGACGAGUGUUUAACGCAUCUUGUAAAGUACGGGAGUCUAAUAAAGUGCGAUUGGGACAUUCUAGCCGAUCUCUGCGAGCGACACGGCUUGUUUGUCGAGUCCGCAGACUUCUAUCGGGUCGCCAAGGACCAAGAAUUUGACGAUGAGAAUACGACCAGACAGUCAUCAUCAAGACAGCUCUCAAUCAGGCAAUCAUCUGAACGGUUGACCGUCGAUAACGACGGAGUAUCUGAUGCACAAAGCUCAAAGUCAGCGAAGAUGUGGAACAACCCUCAAGAAGAUGUGCAGGCGGAGCAAUCACACUUGACCAACAAAACAAAUGAGACCAAGGGAAGUAGAAAGUUACAGAGUGAACUGGGGCUCAUUCGCGUGCAACUUCAGCUCAGUCAAUUUCAUGAGCUGGACACACGUUGUCAGGACGUUAUUCGACAAGUGAAAGAAAGACGCGAAAGGAGGUAUUUCGACCUUUGGACUGGCGCUCUCGAGCUGUUGGUCAAGAUUAAGGUGGCUCAGGGAAAGUGGUAUGAGGCAAUUGCAACCAGCCGAACACUUAUCGACACUCUCGAAGAGAAAUUUGGACCCACGGCAGCCGAAACCGUCAGAGCGCUUGAUCAAUUAGCCCAGAUGCAUUUCCACCAAGGAGACUACGAAGGAGCAGAGCCACUACUCAAGCAAGUCCGAAGGAUAUACGAAGGAAACCUUGGUGAAACACAUCCAAGGACUGUCGCUAUUGACGACAUUCUCGCCAGAACGUACAAAGAACAGGGAGACAUCGAAAGGGCUUGUGACUUAUAUCUCCAAGUACUUGAAGCUCGGACACGUCAGUUGGGCGAGGACCAUAUCGAGACCGCAAGGGUAAAAGAGAACUUAGCUAGCGUUUACGAUAUGAUGGAGAGCUACAAGCCCGCUGAUAUGAUGUACAAGUCAGCAAUCUAUGCGGCAGAAAUUUUUGGAGGAAAUGAAGAAAACAAUGUAGAGCUCAGAAGAAUGAAAGAGGGAUGGGAGACGCUGAGACAAGCAAGGAAGCUGAGAAAACCUUCUUGAUGAGAUGUUUUAUUUAAUGUCCGCUUCUAUAGUCAGAACAUUAGAUUUCGUGCUCGUGAGAAUGGACUUGAAGGGCGUGGUGACUUAGUUUCGUGGACCUCCGAUUUAUUGCGUCUUCUAGCAU